Messenger RNA from Tigriopus californicus, 4242 nucleotides. RefSeq lists its product as uncharacterized. NCBI's taxonomy places the organism in Eukaryota, Metazoa, Arthropoda, Copepoda, Harpacticoida, Harpacticidae. The transcript has 2 exons. The record is from RefSeq and is a predicted model, not a curated record. Bases 961 to 2592 code for a protein of 543 amino acids.
CUGUCUUCGAUGGUUCAAUGGUAAGAUUUUUGAAGAGUAAAAACGGAGAAGGCCCGAAAACAUCUGUUUUACUGGUGCUUGACCACCCACCAACGCUCGUUUAAUCUUAAAGAGGUUCAGAUUUGAUUUGAUAGCAAUGUAUUAGCUCGAAAGACACUGGCGAUGCAAAAUGAUCAAGUAGUUAGAAUGUCAGGAAAUGAGGUGACCAAUUUAGUAGAAUCAAUAAAAUGUCUCAAUGGUACUCCCAUGAUAUGCAGUAAGCUGAUUAAAUGCUGUGGAUGUUCUUUUUUUCGUGUUUUUUUUUUUAACUUCUCUCCAAUCCAUCAAUGCCAACAAGACGUCAAGUUUUGCGAGUCCUAAAUUGGCUCAUUAAGACGAAUUAGUUUUAAAUGCCCCUUAGCAUAUUUAAAAUACAAGCAAGCCCCUCGAAAAACACCUUCGAGUAGUUUCUGACUUGGUGAACUCUUCGCCCUUGAUUUUAGCUAUUUUUCAAUCUUUGGUUUUACUCGGCUCUCUUGCAGAAUCAAGGUCAUCAAGAUGAGGCUGACGUGAUGACAAUGACCACCAAUGAAUGCAACGGCAACAGAGACAAAGAGAACUGCUGCAGUACCGAGGAACACGACGUGGAAGGUGGAAAAAUGCCCGAUUCCUGCCUUGUCAAUCGUUAAUGGGCCAUUCUCGGAUUACCACUCGUGUACGAGUAUCAACUAGCAAGCGGGUCCCGUUGCUGCCCGUCCGUUGGCCCGCUGGCCCGCCGGCCCGCCAACCCGUCGGCCAGACUUCCAGAAGCAGACAAAACACGUCAAAUCUAAUGAGUCAAGGUCUGGGAAAUACGAGACGAAAACCUCACACACCACUCAGCGUCCCAACCAACCCAAGAGCCCCGGGUAUUCUCCGGCGUCAAACACGCGUAAAUCGGCUCGAGCUUCCAUUUCCUAGCGGACGCCGAAGCCGACAAAAAUGCUUGGCAACAAGCGAACACUACAAUCAAUUCGAGCCUUUCCAUCCGUCAAAGCCCCGGUAUCAAUAUUGAAUCGGGGCAGGGAAAACCUGAAACGGACCGACAAUGACAACAGACCCUCUCGUCGUGGCAAUGAUCUUGAUCAAAGAGAUGAUGAUGGUGGCGAUGAUGAUGAUGAUGAUGAUGAUGAUGCUGGCAACAACGACAAGACGAGCAUCAACGUGGCUCGUCCAUCCCAACCUACCUUAAGUCAGAAAAGGCUGCCCAUUACUAGGGUGAGACAAGCUCCAGAACAAAAAGGAUCGCUCCAAUUUGAUAAGAUCACACACCAAUUAAUGGAGAAAAAAGUCCUCGGACUUGGACGAGAUUCGUAUCUGAAGUUCGAAGAAUUAUCUCGACCACUAAAAGUCAGGCAUUUCGAGCGUACUCCAACAAUAUUAACACGCAACAACCACAACUCAUCAACUGGGAAUCAAAAGCAAAAGAUUACUCAGGCCCAACACCCGCCUCCAUCACAACUCAAACCCAAACCAACACGAACUCGAGGAAGACGUCGGAAAGAGCUACCACAAGGGCAAGGGCAAAAACAGCUUAAGUCUCGCAAAAAACGAAGCCUUCAGACUCCUCAAGUGCUUGAGCGUAGUCGAAAGGUAUUUCGCAUGCAAACGACCCACAUUUCAGGGAAAGAGGAUGAGCAUCCGAAGAACAAAUUGGGGAAAGAUAUGCCAUCCAACAUUGGAAUUAAUUCCAAAAAAGUCACCAAAUAUGGUAAGCCCGUGGAAAAAGCCGCAGGGCCCAAGGGCUUUCAUCGUCACCUUGGCUUUGGUACAAAAUUUGCUGCAAGCGAGAAAGUGUCCAACCCAACUAUCGUGGCUCGAAAGCACCGUGCAGUUCGACCUGACCUCAAGGGAACUCAAAAAAACCCUUUCCAAGCUCGGAUUAACCGCCCAAAUCCAAAUUUCCCUUCGAUAGGCAAGCCUAAAAUGACUAUCAAUCGGCACGGAGCUUCAAGGCAAAUCGAGAAGAAAAUGGCAGCAUCAACCAACUCGAAAACCAAUGCCAUGGAAAAGAGAUUUCGGGCUAUGCCAAGGGCGAACGAUAGGAAGACCUGGCAUGCAAUCCCACCGAAGGGUGAGAAAAUCAGUCCAAUGUCAAGAAAAAAUGAACGAGGAAUCUUGAGAAUGAAAGUCCACUUUCAGGUAGCACUCCCGUCCGAAAUUAUGAAGAAAAGACAACUGGGACAGCACCAGCAGCACCAUCAUCAUCAACGUCAUCAACCGCAACAACAAGGGCCACAACAACUAACACUACGACAGCAACAACAAAGGCCACAACAACUAACACUUCGACAGCAGCAACUAAGGCCACAACAACUAACUCUUCGACAGCCACAACGGCAACAACUACUACAACACAAGUCACAAAAGGGGAAAUCUUACCCCCAGCCCUUCGCCAAUUCGAACAAACACUUGAACAAAAGGGUGAAUUUUCAAUCUCAGUUUCCACGUAAGAAGGGGAUGGAUUGUCAUUCACCUCCCAAUGAAAGCGAAAUAGCUCGUCGUCAAACCGAGUUGGAAAGAUUUCGCCAUGGCACUGCAGAUCGAUGGAAAUGGAGAGGUUAUGUCAAAUGACAUUCCUUUGACAUUAGCUUGAGAUAGUUAGAUAGGUCAAUCAGGGGGUCUAAGUAGGGGGCAUGAACCUAAUGAUCAUACUUUGGCAUUAGACUAAAAUUGUGUUUGGACCUUUGAUUUGGGUCACAUUAAAAUAAGGGCGAUUUCCCGAAAAAAGGUAUCUCCUUCAUCAAUAGAUUUCGUAUGUUGUUAAUGUUUAAUUAUCAGCAAUAAUACUCGCAAAUCAUGACCAUUAGAAAAGGCUUAACGUAUCAUACACGUACAUCUGAGAAAGCUAUCUUCAUGAAAGAUUUCCUCCUUAUCUUCCUUAAAAGCUAAUGUACUUACGCGUAUGUCCGUGAGACGCUUUCUUGUCAGAAAAAAGUUGUAUUACUACAAAUACAGGAACUUUCCUUUAGAAAGAAUUUUCGAAAUUGUGUUCCAUGACGAAAUGGUUAAUUAAGGUUAGUAUCUUGACAUCCAAGCUGUUCAGAGUGUAUGACAAAAAAGCUGAGCUCAGAUAGAGGUUUCGAAAUCAAAUGCUUUUAUCUGCCCUCCAUUUGGAGAAAUACUCGAACUCGUAUUCAUCCAACAAUGCUGAGAUUUCCCAUUCCAGUCAAGCGCUCGAUGGGUCCAUCGAAGUGUCAAAAUAUGGUGGUUUGGAAAAUGACAUUUUGCAGAGUGGAUGAUUCAGAACAAAAAAUAAGAGUAAGGGAUCUUUGUAUUGAAGAAAGAGGGAAGGUGGGUGUAGCGGCCAAGAGGUUUAUUGCAUAUCCGGAUCCUUUUCUACUUUAUGCUUAGUUAUUGUCUUAUUGUAAUCCAAAACCUACAACUGGACGUAUCAUGAGACGGAUUCAAUCCAAGAAGCCUUGUCACUACGCUAAUAAUCAAAGACGUGGGCGCUAGUUCAAUCGAUGCACUUUCACGUCAACUGUUAGGAAUAUUUAAGGUUGUAAGUCUUUACACAUUUCAGUUUUUUCCGGAUCUGUUGAGCGCAUCUUUAAUACGGCAGAAUUUUUUUUUAAUAUUUGAGGUUGCGAUAAUACUAUGGCUUAAAUUCCGUCCUUUGGAAUCUUGGAUGAUGAUUGUUUUUAUUUAUCGAUUUACAGCUGUACAGUUUACUUUGAGUUAAAACGUUUACAUUUGACAACGUUUGUCUCUUUCUCCAGAAUGAAUAUUUUACUAUUUAGUAGUGCUGACUGUAUGCACCACACAUGUUUGUAAUGAAUCGUUUGACAGGUUUUGAGUUCCGUUAAAAUGUUAAUAUUUGCCUGUUUCUUUCCUUUUCGUCCAACUCGCGACUUUUUAUAUAAGCAUUUUCAUUCAAGUAUGAUUUUAAGUCGUUUGCUGUACCCUUGGUGAAGUAGUUUUUUCUUAAAUUUGUUCUAUUUCAUGACAACCGCUUUAAAGUUAUGCCAGUGGAUGGGAUCAAAUAAAAACUCACUCGAGGUUGCAAUCUGACUCGAAUCGCUCGAACCUAUGAGCCCGAGUACAACUCGGUCGGGCAUUGAUCAACUUUUAGGUAAGUGCAAAUAUGACCUCAAUACUGAGGUCAGAUGAGAUGGAUGUCCUUGGGGUUAAAUUUGAUUACAAGUUCACGGUAAACCCCCAUAAUGCCAACGUGAUGAAAGCAGCAAGGCCGCGUUCCAAUAUGAUCAAGAGGCUGUCACA